CCUAUAACAGAAACAACUGAGCCCACUUUGUCCUCAGAACCCGCGUCCCUCUGCGUGCGCUCCGGAGCUUCCAACAGGUUGGAGAAAGACGGAAACGUCCUCCCCCCUUCUCCCUCUCCACCUUGCGCGUCUUCGAUUUCUUUGACCCUGACGGCCAAGAUGAUGAUGAUCAUCGCGGAGUUCUUCGUGGUUCUUCUCAAGGUGCUCUGGGCUUUCCUCUCCGCCGGGAGCAAGUGGGUCGUGCGGCCCAAGGAGAAGAGCGUGGCGGGACAGGUGUGCGUGAUUACCGGCGCCGGGAGCGGCCUCGGCCGGCUGUUCGCCAAGGAGUUCGCCCGGAGACGAGCCAUCCUGGUCUUGUGGGACAUUAACAGCCAGGGCAACGAGGAGACGGCGGAGAUGGUGCGGCAGAUAUACCAUGAAGUGGACGCUCCCAUCACCAAAGACGGACCUGUUGGAGGGGUAGAGGAGGUCCCCGCCUUCCAGCCUCAGGUCUACACCUACGUGUGCGACGUGGGGAAGCGCGAGAGCGUGUAUUCCACGGCGGAGAAGGUGCGUCGAGAGGUGGGCGAGGUGGACAUGCUGAUCAACAACGCCGGCGUGGUCUCGGGUCAUCACCUGCUGGAGUGUCCCGACGAGCUGAUCGAGCGCACCAUGGUGGUCAACUGUCACGCACACUUCUGGACCACCAAGGCGUUUCUCCCCAAGAUGCUGGAGCUGAAUCACGGCCACAUUGUAACUGUUGCCAGCUCUCUGGGGUUGUUCAGCACAGCUGGAGUGGAGGAUUACUGUGCUAGCAAGUUCGGAGCCAUCGGGUUUCACGAGUCUCUGAGCCACGAGAUUAAAGCUUCGGAGAAGGACGGCAUCAACAUGACUCUGGUGUGUCCUUACCUGGUCGACACGGGAAUGUUCAAAGGUUGCAGGAUAAGGAAGGAGAUCGAGGCCUUUCUGCCCCCCCUAAAACCAGAGUUCUGUGUGAAACAAGCCAUGAGGGCCAUCCUCACAGACCAGCCGAUGGUCUGUACACCUCGCAUCGUCUACAUGGUGAACUUUAUGAAAAGUAUCCUGCCCUUCGAUGCCAUCGUCUGCAUGUAUCGAUUCUUAGGCGCCGACAAGUGCAUGUACCCUUUCCUCGCGCAGAGAAAGGAGGCGAUGAACAACAACGAAGCGAAGAACGGGAUCUAG
Nematolebias whitei (Rio pearlfish) is the source of this 1182-nucleotide messenger RNA. RefSeq names its product retinol dehydrogenase 10-A. Bases 160 to 1182 code for a protein of 340 amino acids. Gene Ontology annotation, cellular component: lipid droplet. Lineage: Eukaryota; Metazoa; Chordata; Actinopteri; Cyprinodontiformes; Rivulidae. The record is from RefSeq and is a predicted model, not a curated record. The transcript is spliced from 6 exons. Gene Ontology annotation, molecular function: oxidoreductase activity, acting on the CH-OH group of donors, NAD or NADP as acceptor.